UAAAAAAAAUUGAAAGCAAUAAUUGUCAUUUUUAAUCAGAAGCUGCGAAAACGGUUCUUGAUCAGCAGUUCUUCGCCUGAGAGUUUUUUCAGAGCAAAAUUUCCGGCAUGGAAGUCGUGGCUUCGAUUGUCAGUGGAGCGGUCGUAGAAACUGGUCGGCCUCUCUGUGGCUCUAUCUAUUCUACGAUCAAGAAAAUUGUCAAAGGCCCAGUACAACAGCUUGAUCUAUUGGAAAGCCAUAUGAAAUCCCUUAUGGUUCGUAGAGAUGAUGCAGCAAAAGAAAUGGAAUUUGCUGAGAGAGAAGGAAGGGUAAUAAAAGGUCAAGCCACUGCGUGGGUUGGGGAGGUUGACGAGCUGAAGCGUAAGUGUGAUCAGAUUCAAGAAGCAAAGAGUUCCCGAUGUUUCUUAAGUUGCAUUACUAAGCGGUAUAGAAUAAGCACGAAGGUGGCAGAACAUCUCAAAGAGAUAGAAAGGCUUUUAGAAGGGGGCAGUUCCCUUGCUGGUUCCGUGGCUUUUAAUUAUUCAGAGGUCAAAGAAGUGGAGCAUAUUCCUGGACCUUCAAUUCAAGAUCAAACAGCAUCAGUAUCAGAAGAUGUAGACAAAAUUAUGACUCUAUUGUCUGAAGAUAAAAACAGGAUAAUUGGUAUAUGGGGGAUGGGAGGCGUCGGCAAAACUAAUCUGGUGAGAAAUUUGAACAAUGAGCUGCUCGAAAAUAAUUCAAAUAUGCCUUUUAGAUGUGUACUAUGGGUUACAGUGUCCAAAAAUUUGGACAUAAAAAAGCUCCAGAUGGAAAUAGCGUCCAGACUGGGUUUGAAUGAUCUGAAAGAAAGUUCGGGAGCGGAUAGAAUAGCUAUUCAACUUCAUCGAAGACUAAAGGAGGAAAGUUUUCUUCUCAUUCUCGAUGAUGUUUGGAAGAAAAUUGAUUUGGACAAAUUGGGUGUCCCACGGCCUGAAGAUCAUAGGGGUUGUAAGAUCAUAUUGACAUCUAGAUCUUUGGAUGUAUGUAGGGAUAUGCUGACUGAUGUUGAAGUUAAAAUGAGCGUUUUGAGGGAUGAAGACGCUUGGCAACUAUUUAGUCGGUAUGCGACGGAUGUGGUUAGUUCAGAUCAUAUCACACCAUUUGCAAAGGCAAUUUGUAGAGAGUGUGAGGGAUUGCCUUUGGCCAUCAUCACCAUGGGAGCUGCAAUGAGAGGAAAGAAGAAUCCUGAGGUAUGGAAACAUGCUUUGAAUCAAUUGCGAAGAUCGGUGCCUUGUGCAGCAGGCGUUGAGGAGGAGCUCUAUAAGCCUUUGAAGUGGAGUUACGACUCAUUAGAAGGUAAAGACUUGAAAACUUGUUUCCUUUACUGCUCUUUGUUUCCAGAGGACUUCUCAAUUAAAAUAGAUGAACUAGUAUGGUACUGGCUGGCGGAAGGUUUGAUAGAUGAUCGAGAAAAGUAUGAUGAUUUCUACAGUAGAGGAAUUAGUUUGAUUGAAAAUCUGAAGGACUCCUGUUUGUUGGAAGACGGUUCCUCAGAGGGCACCGUGAAGAUGCAUGACGUUGUUCGUGAUGUUAGCAUAUGGAUUGCAUCAACCUGCAGUGAGGAUGGAAGUAAAUCCCUUGUUCGUUCAGGGAAUGGGUUGAAAGAGAUUUCAGCUACUGAGCUAUCAAGUUCUCUCAAAAGAGUUUCUUUCAUGAACAACGAUUUAGAAAGACUACCUGAUGACUCUGUGAUACAAUGUUCAGAGGCAUCAACUUUGCUACUAGAAAAUAAUUCUCGCCUUGACUUAAUUCCUGAAAGAUUUUUGGAAGGAUUUGAAGCACUGAGAGUCUUGAAUAUCAGUGGGAUCCGCAUCAAGUCAUUGCCCGUUUCUCUACUUCAACUGGAUGAUCUCCGUGCUCUUCGUUUGAAUAAUUGCAAGUAUCUCGAAAAAUUGCCCUCGCUGGAAAGGCUCAGUAGACUUCUAGUGCUUGAUCUCUCUGGGACUUGUAUCAGAGAAUUGCCAAGAGGGUUGGAGCAACUCUGCAACUUAAGGCAUCUAAACUUAUGUCGGACUGACGGACUGUUUCAAGCGGUUCAAGCUGGAAUCAUAUCCAAGUUGUCUAGUUUAGAAGUUCUAGACAUGUCAGAAAGUGGCUACAUUUGGAAAUUGAAGGGAGGGGUGAAUGAGGAACAAGCAUGCAUUGAAGAGCUCCAAUGCCUAGAGCGGUUACAAGUCUUAUCCAUCAGAUUGAAAUGGAACCCGUCUCACAGUUCCCAAGAUACAAUUAUUUCCUUGACAAAUAGAUUAAAAGCUUUCCAAAUUGCCAUCGUAUCUCCUCUACCAGGUGGACCAUUCCUUUCAAUUCCGUAUAGGGUAUAUACUAAGCAAUUAAGGAGAAAUCUACUCGUGCCACCUCUAUCUCAACCAUCGCGAGCCCAAAGAUGCGUGCUUAUGGAUGGGAUUGAUCUCUCGGGAGGACAGAUCAGGUGCUGGUUGAGUAAUGCAAGUUAUCUACGCUUAAAAAGUUGUCUAGGACUGGAUGAGAUGCUACAAGACUUGGUCAUUAAUAGUGUUGGCAGCUUUGCAUGUUUAAAAAAUCUUGUGAUUUGUUGCUCUCACAGCAGUUUUUGGAUUGAAGGACGUACAGCACAGUAUGACCUACUACCCAAUUUGGAGGAACUUCAUCUGAUAGAAUUUGGAGGCGUUGAAAGCAUUUCAGAACUAAUCAAGCAUCUCGGGCUGACAUUUCAGAGACUGAAAACAAUAAUUGUGAUCGACGGUGGGGAGAUGAAAUAUCUUCUCUCCCUUGGAAACUCCAUUCGCACAAUGCCAAACUUAGAAGAAAUCGUGGUAAGAAGUUGUUACAAUUUAGAAGAGCUCUUCAAUUAUCUUCCAUUGCAUGAGAUCAAUAUAGCUCCAGAUCCUAUUACCCCAAAACUACAGAAAUUGAAAUUGGAGAACCUUCCCAAAUUAAGGAAUCUUUGUUGGGACGAAAAGACCUGGCCGGGUAAUAAAGUGGAGGUUGACGUGCGCAACUGCAAUCUUUUGAGCACUGAGCAAUAAUGAGAUGGAAACUAGUUGGAGGGAAAUGCAUUGGAGCCGAAUGCAUGCAGGCGACACUAAAUAAUAUUUUACGUGUUUUUGUUGGAGUGAGGUGUGCAAUAUAUGUAUAUAUAUAUAUAUAUAUAUAUAUUUUUUUUUUUACUUAAUGUAUAA
Molecule: messenger RNA, 3176 nt
Organism: Juglans regia (Persian walnut)
Lineage: Eukaryota; Viridiplantae; Streptophyta; Magnoliopsida; Fagales; Juglandaceae
Product: disease resistance protein At4g27190-like
Exons: 2
Coding region: 108-3023 (971 amino acids)
Molecular function (GO): ADP binding; ATP hydrolysis activity
Source: RefSeq, a predicted model, not a curated record